AUGUCACAAUGGGCGGAGGGUAAACGACCCCUCGCCAAUGGAACAUCGGUAUCAUCCCCGGGUGGAUAUAUGAUUCGAACCCAACUCGGACCUCUCUGGACAAGCUUGGUGCUUCAGGCCCGAACCAUGGUACAGGAUUUGCCGUGCCACAUGCCGCUACCAGAAGAGGAAACCUCAGAGCCCUUUACAAGUCUCCAACAAGCUAGAAAGGCUCUCGAUAUUCUCCUGGCUUACGUCGUCCCGGAUUCAGUGUCCCGCAAGCUGGAACGUUCACUACGCUACUCCAAGUCCUUGAACCUCGAACGCCGUCUGGCAGAAUGGUUGCAAAAUUUUGAUGCUUUUCUCUCUACCCAGGAUGUGGAGGAGCAAGAGAGUCCAAGGGUCACGAUCAUGAAGCUCUGGCAUCACAUUGCGCAUAUGAUCUUUAUUGCCAGCUUCUCUGAUGACGAGAUUUACUUUGAUUCGUUUGUGGAGGAUUUUACAAAUAUUGUGAACAAGGCGGGUGAGCUUUUGUCUUCAACAGCAACAACACAGUUCUCUGUCGAUAUCGGAACGGUUCCGCUCUUGUACUACGUAGCACUCAAAUGCCGUCAUCCGCUCGUUCGUCGUCGCGCCGUCUCGAUAUUGACGGCGGCUCCAAGACGAGAGGCAGUUUGGGAUAGUAUAGGUGCUUCUCUUGUGGUUGAGGAGGUGAUCCGUGUGGAGGAGGAGGGGCUGGGGCAGGUUUGUACUCAGUUUGACAUUCCAAGUUCGUCUCGAGUCUGCAACAUGGAUAUUGUCACUGAUGUAGAACAUCGGAGAAUAUGGGUCAAGACUCUGAAGCAAGGGACUUGUAUUUGGAGUGAGGAGAAGGUUUUGACAUGGUAA
Fusarium keratoplasticum is the source of this 867-nucleotide messenger RNA. Its product is annotated as Zn(2)-C6 fungal-type domain-containing protein. The transcript has a single exon. Lineage: Eukaryota; Fungi; Ascomycota; Sordariomycetes; Hypocreales; Nectriaceae. The coding region runs from base 1 to 867 and encodes 288 amino acids. The record is from RefSeq and is a predicted model, not a curated record.